Molecule: messenger RNA, 2722 nt
Organism: Helianthus annuus (common sunflower)
Lineage: Eukaryota; Viridiplantae; Streptophyta; Magnoliopsida; Asterales; Asteraceae
Product: probable methionine--tRNA ligase
Exons: 17
Coding region: 92-2536 (814 amino acids)
Biological process (GO): methionyl-tRNA aminoacylation
Cellular component (GO): cytosol; aminoacyl-tRNA synthetase multienzyme complex
Molecular function (GO): methionine-tRNA ligase activity; ATP binding; tRNA binding
Source: RefSeq, a predicted model, not a curated record
CAACUUUUUUUUACGACGGCAUCUCAUAACAAACAUCACGCAACUGAUAACUCACACUGUAUCGCCCUAAACCCUAAUUUCGUGCUUAACGAUGGGAGACGUUCCUAUCAGCGGCGGCGCUGAUCGGAAACCGGUGAAACUUCCGAUUCCGGGCAAACGAAACAUCCUGAUUACCAGUGCUUUACCUUACGUCAACAACGUUCCUCAUCUCGGAAACAUUAUUGGCUGUGUUUUGAGUGCGGAUGUGUAUGCUCGUUUUUGCCGAUCGAGAGGUUACAACGCAAUAUACAUUUGCGGUACUGAUGAGUAUGGAACCGCUACAGAGACGAAAGCCAUGGAAGAAAAUUGCACUCCUAAAGAGAUUUGUGACAAGUAUCAUGCAAUUCAUAAGGACGUGUAUGAAUGGUUUAAUAUAAGUUUUGAUGAGUUUGGACGAACUUCAACUCCACAGCAGACUGAAGUUUGCCAAGCAAUUUUCAAUAAGUUGCUGGAUAAUAAAUGGCUUUCUGAGAAUACGAUGCAGCAGCUUUACUGUGAUACAUGCAGUAAGUUUUUAGCUGACCGGCUUGUGGAGGGAACCUGUCCGACACCUGGUUGUAAUUAUGAUUCCGCACGAGGAGAUCAGUGUGAAAAAUGUGGCAAGCUAUUGAAUCCAACAGAACUCAUUAAUCCUCGAUGCAAGGUCUGUGCAACCAGCCCUCGAAUCCGUGAUACAGACCACUUGUUUCUUGAACUCCCUUUGUUGGAAGGUAAACUGCGUGAGUACAUCAGCACGAUGUCAGUAGCUGGCUCUUGGAGUCAAAACGCCAUUCAUGCAACAAACGCAUGGCUUAAAGAAGGAUUGAGGCAACGUUGUAUUACUAGAGAUUUGAAGUGGGGUGUUCCUGUUCCUCUUGAGAAAUUCAAGGACAAGGUUUUCUAUGUAUGGUUUGAUGCACCUAUUGGAUACGUCUCAAUUACUAAUUGCUACACACAAGAGUGGGAAAAGUGGUGGAAGAAUCCUGACCAUGUGGAGCUAUAUCAAUUUAUGGGAAAGGAUAAUGUUCCAUUUCACACUGUAAUGUUUCCUUCUACGCUUAUCGGGACCGGGGAGAACUGGACCAUGAUGAAGACUAUUAGUGUUACAGAAUACUUAAAUUAUGAAGCAGGCAAGUUUUCAAAGAGUAAGGGUAUAGGAGUGUUUGGAAACGAUGCAAAGGAUACCAACAUUCCUGUUGAAGUAUGGAGAUAUUAUUUAUUAACCAAUAGACCAGAGGUGUCCGACACAUUAUUCACAUGGGCAGAUUUACAAGCAAAGCUAAACAGCGAAUUGCUAAACAAUUUAGGCAAUUUCAUUAACCGUGUAUUGAGCUUUGUUGCUAAAGAUCCAGACUCGGGAUCUGGCAAGGGUUCAGGAUACAAUUCCAUAAUUCCCGAUGCUCCAGGUGCAGAGUCACAUCCUUUAACAAAAGCAUUGGCAGAGAAAGUUGGUAACUAUGUUGACCAAUACGUAGAUGCCAUGGAGAAGGUUAAGCUAAAGCAAGGAUUGAAAAUUGCAAUGAGUAUUUCCGGUGAGGGAAAUGCAUAUCUACAAGAAAGUCAAUUCUGGAAGCUUUACAAGGAAGAUCUUCCUUCAUGUUCUAUAGUCAUGAAAACUUCGGUGGGACUAGUUUAUCUCCUGGCGUGUCUUUUAGAACCGUUUAUGCCAUCGUUUUCCCUUGAGGUUCUCAAGCAGCUCAAUCUGCCCCCUCAAGUAUCCCUUUCCGACGAAAAGGGUGAUAUUGUAAAGGCUAAAAGUCCUUGGAAUAUCAUACCUGCUGGUCACAAAAUUGGGACCCCUGUGCCAUUGUUUAAGGAAUUGAAAGAUGAAGAAGUGGAAUUCUUUAGGAAUAAGUUUGCGGGAAGUCAAGCUGACCGUGCUGACCGGGCUGUGAAGGAAGAAGCUGAAGCAAAGAAACUUACUGAAAAACUGAAGAACACAAAAAUUGCAGAUAAAAGUGGAAAGAAAGAACGACCAGCUAAAUCUGCAGGUGAACCCAAAGCUAAGGCUGCUGCUGUGGAAAAGGAAGUAACGAUCGACAGACUUGAUAUCCGUGUUGGGGUUAUUAAGGAAGUUCAGAAACACCCUGAUGCUGAUUCUUUGUAUGUUGAAAAAAUCGAUGUUGGUGAAGAACAACCUAGGACUGUCGUUAGUGGCCUUGUCAAAUAUAUUCCUCUUGAAGAGAUGCAGAAUCGCAAGGUGUGUGUUCUCUGCAACCUAAAGCCGGCAACCAUGAGGGGAAUAAAAUCACAAGCUAUGGUUCUUUGUGCUUCCACUAUUGAUAAGGUUGAAUUGGUGGAGCCACCUGAGGGUGCUGCUGUCGGAGAGAGGGUUACUUUUGCCGGGUUUGUCGGUGAACCUGAUGAUGUUCUAAACCCUAAGAAGAAGGUUUGGGAGACGCUGCAAGUGGAUCUACAUUCAGACAAGAAUCUUGUAGCCUGCUAUAAAGAUUUACCGUUCACAACUUCCGCAGGUGUUUGCAAGGUUUCAUCAAUAUCGGAUGGAACAAUUAGAUAAACGCUUGUGGGGCAAUGGUUUGCAUUUUUGUCAUCUAACGUUGUGUUUGUUUUAUUUGUCUUUGCUACAACACGAGUCUGGUGUAAUAGGUGAUUGCUGCAACAAUAUAUUGGGAUUUUUUUCUUAUAUAAAUGUUGUUGUUUUAAGAACAUAUUAAUGUUGGAUUUAGAACUUAGUUUGACUUUA